GCUGGGUAGAGUUGCGUGUGUUUAGCAUGUCGAUGGCCGGAUUGAUUGGGUGAUGUCCUCAACCAAAUCGGAAUUGCCAGCAUGGCCCAGCCGCGGAAGCAAGGCCACCAGUGCUCGUAUGUGACGUCCGCUGCGAUCUCGGGCGAUGACAUCACGGUCGCUGUCAUCCAAGAUACGCGUCAGGUCGAUGGGCUCGGCGGCGAAGUGUGGCCAGGCGCCCAUCUUCUCUGCCAGCACUUGGAAGUUCAUGCCGCAAGCCUCAAGCUCGCAUCUGCGCGCGUCCUCGAGCUCGGCGCGGGCUGUGGCCUCUGCGGUCUCGUUGCAGCUGCGCUAAAGGCGCAAUCUGUGACGCUCUCGGACGAAUACCCCGAUUUGCUGCAGACCAACAUUGACUUGAACAGCGCGUGGCUCGGCAACCAAGUCAUCGACGCCCGCGAGCUCGUGUGGGGCGACGAAAAGGUUUGCGACGAAGGCCUCGCCUAUGACAUUGUCUUGGGCAGCGAAAUCACGCAGCUCGGACGCGGGUUGCAUCGCCCGCUCUUGGAAACCGUGACGUGGGUCGCCCAUGCGUCGACGAUUGCGCUCUUCUCGAUGGACGUGUGUCGUGACACGUGCAUGGGCGAGUGCAAUCCUGCGCGUUGCAUUGCAUCUCACUUUGUCUUUAUGGCGCGCGAAGUCGGCUUCGUCGUCAAGAAGCAUCCGUCCGUGUGUCUGACGUCCAUGCCGUCCGUGACCAACGCCGUCGGGGCCCUCGGCCGUACGUGGCCGCUCGAAGGAGACGAGCUCAGCACGGUCUUUGAGCUAACCCUAAAGUCUGCCCCCCAAUAAGACAACGUAAUGCCUCUUGAUUCGCUUGGAAUGGGGUGCCAAGGUUUCUACCGUG
Molecule: messenger RNA, 883 nt
Organism: Saprolegnia diclina VS20
Lineage: Eukaryota; Oomycota; Saprolegniomycetes; Saprolegniales; Saprolegniaceae
Exons: 1
Coding region: 82-828 (248 amino acids)
Source: RefSeq, a predicted model, not a curated record